CUCCAGCCCAGAAUUCCCCACCCUGGAAGGCAGCUCCAAGGCAGCCAGAGAAUUGGGCAUUGGGUACGAACCUGGCAGCUCAGGAGUGGGUGCUCCACUCACCCCACACAAGAAGAUGAAAAAGCGCAAAGAGCUCAAUGCAUUAAUAGGACUGGCUGGGGACAGCAGAAGAAAGAAGCCCAAGAAAGGCUCAGGCCACCGCCUGCUUCGCACUGAGCCACCUGAUUCAGACUCUGAGUCCAGCUCUGAGGAAGAAGAGGAAUUCGAUGUAGUCGGAAAUCGCUCUCGUUUUGUCAAGGGAGAUUAUUUACGAUGCUGCAAGAUCUGUUAUCCCCUCUGUGCUUUUGUCAUCCUCGCGGCCUGUGUCGUGGCCUGUGUUGGUUUGGUGUGGAUGCAGGUUGCUCUCAAGGAAGAUCUGGAUGCCCUCAAGGAAAAAUUUAGAACAAUGGAAUCUAAUCAGAAAAGCUCAUUCCAAGAAAUUCCCAAACUUAAUGAAGAACUACUCAGCAAACAAAAACAACUUGAGAAGAUUGAAUCUGGAGAGCGGGGCUUGAACAAUGUCUGGAUAAACAUCACAGAAAUGAAUAAGCAGAUUACUCUGUUGACUUCUGCAGUAAACCAUCUCAAAGCCAAUGUUAAGUCAGCUUCUGAUUUAAUUAGCCUGCCUUCCACUGUAGAGGGACUUCAGAAGAGUGUUGCUUCCAUUGGUAACACUUUAAACAGUGUCCAUCUUGCUGUGGAGGCAAUACAGAAAACUGUGGAUGAACACAAGAAAACCAUGGAAAUACUGCAGAGUGAUGUGAACCAACACCUCUUGAAGGAGACCAGUGGAAGCAACCAAAUCACUCCAUCACCUUCAGUCACAUCAGAAUUUGACAAUAAAACCCAUAAUGAGAAUGUGAAACAGGAUAUCCUGUACCUUCACAACUCUUUAGAGGAGGUAAACAGUGCCCUAGUGGGGUACCAGAGGCAGAAUGACCUUAAACUCAAGGGGAUGAAUGAGACAGUCAGUAAUCUUACCCAGAGAGUCAACCUGAUAGAGAGCGAUCUGGUUGCUAUGAGCCAGGUAGAAAAGAGAGCGAACCUGUCCUUCACCACGAUGAGUGAUAGAGCUGCCACUCUGAAAAGAGAGUCUUUGGAUCAAGUGACCAACAGAACAGAUUCACUAAAAACCCACAGCAUAAAGAAAGAAGAUAGUUCAGAUUCUCAGGUAUCCAAGCUCAGAGAAAAACUGCAGCUGAUCAGUGCUCUCACAAAUAAACCUGAGAGCAACAGACCUCCAGAGACCGCCAAUGAAGAGCAAGUACAGAGUUUUACAUCAGAGCCGCCAUCAUUGCCAAAAUUUUCACAGUCUCUUGGAGAUCACAUUGAGAAAACUGCCCAGCUAAAACAUAUCUCCCUACCAGGAAUUUCAACCAUUAAAGAUCUUCAGGAUUUAUUCCAAAAGACUGUCCAUGACGUGGAUGGGAAGCUGACCUACCAGGAAAUCCAGAACUCCCUAGGUUCUGCUGUGCCAGAACCAAAGAGCUUGAGAGUGUGUGAUUCUGAUAGAGAUGGAAAAUACUCAUUCUUGGAGCUAAAAGCAGCUUUAGACAUCUAGCCUCAUCAGGCAUAUUUUGGAAAUAGAUACAUGUGCUGGACUACCUACUAUCUAUCUACUCACCUAACAAAAACAAUCCCUUUACUUAUGCCAUCAAACCUCCAGACUACUGUAGCAGACACAUUGCCACCUUUUCACUUGUUUGAAGAAGCUAUAUAAAAGUUAUUUUUUUAAAAAAAAGAAAAGAAAAGAAAAAGGAUAAUUUGACUUAGAAUAUGAUGUUCAGGAACCUAGGAUUUCCUGAAACCAGUAAGAUCUUACCUUUUGAAGUUGCCA
Messenger RNA from Orycteropus afer afer, 1876 nucleotides. RefSeq names its product EF-hand calcium binding domain 14 (gene EFCAB14). Gene Ontology annotation, molecular function: calcium ion binding. The record is from RefSeq and is a predicted model, not a curated record. Lineage: Eukaryota; Metazoa; Chordata; Mammalia; Tubulidentata; Orycteropodidae.